Messenger RNA from Rosa chinensis, 2695 nucleotides. RefSeq lists its product as uncharacterized. The record is from RefSeq and is a predicted model, not a curated record. Gene Ontology annotation, molecular function: zinc ion binding. NCBI's taxonomy places the organism in Eukaryota, Viridiplantae, Streptophyta, Magnoliopsida, Rosales, Rosaceae. The transcript has 9 exons. The coding region runs from base 296 to 1513 and encodes 405 amino acids.
AAAUCAUAAGAAUAGAGGAAUAUAUAAGAUUGGGCUUUGUGAUUAAGGUUCGGGUCUGGUGCCAGAUCAGGCCCAAAGAAAGCCCAAAAGGAAAAGACUGAAGCUCCAUUGAAAGCUGGAAGACCUCUCUCGCAUGGCAUCACUCUCCCAUGCUUGAUGCUUCCCUCUUCAAACUAACUCUAUGUAUCAUGUAUGUAUUCUUUUUCUUUUCUCAGCUACUCUUUCUUUCUUUCUGGGUCUUUCAGUUUCCAAGAAAAUUUCACUUGCGGAGUAGUAUUUCCAGAGUUGGAGAAUCAUGAAGGGCCAUGACCACAAGCUGCAGACAGAUUGGCAGCUGCAGCAGAUGCUCCAAUAUGGACAUAAUACUUAUGUAGCUUUCCAUUCAAGAUUUGGCUUCAAGAAAUUGAAGUAUCCCUUGUCAACAUUACUUGUUUUCGACCCAUCCCGUAAUGCAAUACCAGUUGCUUGGAUCAUUACAUCUUCUCUCGGCAGUCAAGAUAUCCACAAGUGGAUUGGGUUACUGGCUGAAAGAAUUCGAACCAAGGAUCCAAGAUGGAGACUCGAUGCCUUUUUUGUAGAUGAUCCUUCCGUUGAGAUUUCUAUAAUAAGAGAGGCUUUUCAAUGCCGGGUUUUAUUAUGCAUCUGGCAUGUUCGGCGUGCUUGGAUAAGAAGCCUUUUAAAGACAUGCAGAAACCUUGAUGUGCAGCGAGAGAUGUUUAAGUACUUAGGUUGGCUGUUGUAUUGUACAAGAAGUGGGCCAAAUGCUAUGGAUGCAGUUGAAGAGUUUCUGCAAGUAUUUGUUGAUCAAUGUGCUUUUAUGGAUUACUUUAAGAGGCGAUGGUUACCAAAUAUAGAGUUGUGGGUCAAUGGUAUAAGGUCUCUUCCUGUGGCCAGUCCAGAGCCGAAUGCUGCAGUUGAGUCCUAUCAUUUAAGGUUGAAAUCCAAGCUUUUCAAUGAGCAAUAUUCUAGCUUCUGGUCAAGAGUUGACUGGUUAAUCCACACACUUACAACUGAAUUCCAAUCAUCCUAUUGGUUGGACCAAUAUAGCGUAGAGACUGGGUGUUUUGAAAAUCUGAGGGACAGGUCUUUCUUAACCAAUUCUUGGUAUCAGGCUUUGCAGAUCCUAGAUGUUGAUGUCAUAAUUGAUGAGCAAAAUCUACAGUAUGCAAAAGUCAUCUCACAAUCAGACAGAAGCGUGGCGUACACGAUCUGGAACCCUGGUUCAGAAUUCUCUUUGUGUGAUUGCCCUUCGUCGAUGCUGGGGAAUCUCUGUAAGCAUAUCAUCAAGGUGGCAAUCUUGUGUAAAAGUCGGCAGGUUGCGAGACCUUUAUUGGCUGCCCAAGUUUAUAGCCAGGCUUUGCUUACCCUUCUACAAAAUCCCCCAGAUGAUCCUGUAGUUCUUGAUCAUGCUUAUUACAUGCAACUCGCUUGCAACAGGACAUCAAAGGCUUGGAAGAUUUAUCCAAUAGUGGGUUGCUCCAGUCGUUACCUUCAGAGAUUAACUCUCAUGUAGCAGACAGUAUAGUUUUCCCUCCUCUCCCUUGAUUAGGCCAUCCAAAGGAGAUUCUUAUAUGCCCAGGCUUUCACUGAGGAUGUUAAGCUAAUGUGCGUUAAUACUUGUACAGUCAGACUUCGCAUGGCAAACUUCUAAAUGCUUUGGCAUUCAAGUCUCUCUCUCUCUCUCUCUCUCUCUAUCUCAGCUGUGACACUGCGGAGUUUCCAAGAAAAUUUCACUUGCGGAGUAGUAUUUCCAGAGUUGGAGAAUCAUGAAGGGCCAUGACCACAAGAAAUUUGAUUGAGAAUUUUGGGUAGCUGCAGACAGAUUGGCAGCUGCAGCAGAUGCUCCAAUAUGGACAUAAUAGUUAUGUAGCUUUCCAUUCAAGAUUUGGCUUCAAGAAAUUGAAGUAUCCCUUGUCGACAUUACUUGUUUUCGACCCAUCCCGUAAUGCAAUACCAGUUGCUUGGAUCAUUACAUCUUCUCUCGGCAGUCAAGAUAUCCACAAGUGGAUUGGGUUACUGGCUGAAAGAAUUCGAAGCAAGGAUCCAAGAUGGAGACUUGAUGCCUUUUUUGUAGAUGAUCCUUCCAUUGAGAUUUCUAUAAUAAGGGUGGAAAACAAGCAGUGGAGUGGAGAGUGUUGCCAAUUUUGCAGCGUUUCCUUCCAUUAUCUGAACGUCGGUGGAAAUGGAAAGAAGCAUUGACGAUAUUAUUUGGUUAAAUUCUUAAAUUGGGAUUUGGGACUUUACUAGCUAUCUUUAUGUGUCUGGGCUGUGAUCCAAAAAUGCACGUAAGAUUGAGAUUUUGGCAACGUUGUCAAAAAAUGGGACACAUUGGCAACUGGCAAUUUACUUUCUUUCCAAGAAUACCUCUGGUCCAAUAAGUCCAAAGGUGACUUCAUAGGAAAUCUGGUGAUUGCUAAUCUGUCCCAAAUCACCAAGAAAAUAAGCAAUCUUUGAGAAGAUGGGAGAAAAUUAAAACCUGCGUUUUGUACUGGGUGUAAUCAAACUUCAAAUGCAGAUGCCAGAUGAUUGAGAGGGUUCGGCGAGUGUGAAUAAAAUUACGAGGCAAUGCAAAGUGAGGUGAGGCAUUGUAUGUUAUAUAAAUGAUUUGAUGAUUAUACUAACUACGCGUGAAUCUCUGGCUCUGGACAAUUUAACAAUUUGUAUGGUUCGAGGCGAUGAACACUUCAACCAGCGA